AUGACUAAAUGUAGCCGCUACCACCGAAACCACGACCACACCAUAGAGGAAUGUAAAGCACUCCAGGAUAAAAUUGAAGAAUUGGUUUGUGCAAGCCAUUUCCGCCGCUUUGUUCGCAGAGACGACCACCCUCCUCGAUCCAAUCACCCUCCUCGUUCUGACCAUCGACGCCCUCCCGCGACUCUCGCCACGACAAACACCCAAGCCAUACCGCAAAGCAUGACCCCCAACUGGCUCGCACCGACGUCACCCCUACCGACCCUCCCCGACGCGGCACUAUUAACACCAUCUCUAGUGGUUUUGCUAGUGGAGGAUCCACCUAAUCCGCCAGGAAGAGAUAUCCGCCUCGAACCGGUCAAGGAAACCAUCCCCCUUGAGCUCCCUAAUGGCCGCACCAUCAAACUCGGCACUGUUGUCUAUUUACAAGGAGGCCUGAUAUGUCUGCAAAAAAAACACAAGCUUGGUGAAGAACGACGCUUAGCAGCCAAAGCCAAGUCUGCCAAGUUGUUUAAUGUAGGGUUUAUCGAAGAAGCCCACUACACCACUUGGCUCUCUAACGUGGUUCUGGUCAAGAAAGCCAAUGACAAGUGGCGAAUGUGCGUUGAUUACACGAAUCUUAACAAAGCCUGUCCUAGGGAUGCCUACCCCUUACCUAACAUUGAUCGACUUGUCGACGGUGCAAUCGGUAACAAGGUUCUCAUUUUUCUUGAUGCAUACUCUAGUUAUAACCAAAUUCCCAUGGCCACAUCCGACAUAAACAAAACCGCCUUCAUUACAGACGAUGCAAACUACUUCUACAAGGUCAUGCCAUUCGGUCUCAAAAACAUAGGGGCAACCUACCAACGACUGAUGGACAAAUACAACCUCCGCCUCAACCUCAAAAAAUGCGUCUUCAGCGUCGACCACGGUAAAUUCCUCGGAUUCAUGCUGACCCAACGUGACAUAGAGGCUAACCUCGAAAAGUGCAAUGCAAUCAUUGAAAUGCGAAGUCCCAACAGUAUCAAAGAAGUACAACGACUCAUAGGCCGACUAACCGUCAUCUCCCACUUCCUUCCCAAGCUAGUCGAACAAACCCAACCCAUCAUUCAACUGCUCAAAAAAUCGACCAAGUUCACGUGGAAUGACGAUUGUGAACAAGUCUUUCAAAAGCUAAAAACCACCUUCACCUCACCACCCAUCCUCCAUAAGCAGGACACCCAUCAACCCCUAUUGGUCUACAUCACCACCAUAGAUCACACCGUAAGCGUCGCGCUGGUUCAAGAUGUCGGUGGCACCCAACACCCUGUUUACUUCGUCAGCAGAACCCUGCAAGAUCUGGAAACCAGGUACCAGAUGGUGGAAAAAUUAGCCCUAUCCCCGAAACCAGACCUUGCGGGACGGAUGUCGUCUUGGGCCAUUGAGUUAUCCGAAUUCAACAUUCGCUACAAACCUCACGGCCCCAUCAAAGCUCAAUGUCUCCUAGACUUUGUCAACGAUCUCCAACGAACCCCUAAAGAGGACCAAUGGAAACUUUAUGUUGAUGGUUCGUCAAACCCAAGAGGGGCAGGUGCCGGCAUCGUGCUAGAAGGACCCAACGAUAUCCUCAUCGAAAAAUCCUUCCACUUCGCCUUCCAGAAAUCUAACAACCAAGUCGAAUACGAAGCCAUCCUCGCCGGCUUAUCCCUCGCCCGCGAAGUUGGUGUCAAAUCACUAACGUGCAAAACCGAUUCCAAGCUUACCAUGGGCCAUCUAAAUGAUGAGUUCCAAAUCAAAGACCCUACCCUCCUACAAUACUAUCAUUUGGUCCUGAAAGUCAUCCAGUUUGCCUUCGAACAAGUCCGCAUCCAACACAUCCCCAGAUCCGAAAACGUUAGAGCCGACAUAUUAUCCAAACUAGCCAGCACCAAGCUAAAAGCUGCCACCAAUCAUUAUUGUAGCAAACGAUAUCUGCUCCUUCCAUCACACACACUUGCCAUACCCUAA
Messenger RNA from Vigna unguiculata (cowpea), 1962 nucleotides. The record is from RefSeq and is a predicted model, not a curated record. NCBI's taxonomy places the organism in Eukaryota, Viridiplantae, Streptophyta, Magnoliopsida, Fabales, Fabaceae.